Messenger RNA from Lethenteron reissneri (Far Eastern brook lamprey), 5675 nucleotides. RefSeq names its product mitochondrial E3 ubiquitin protein ligase 1 (gene MUL1). Gene Ontology annotation, biological process: organelle organization; protein ubiquitination. Lineage: Eukaryota; Metazoa; Chordata; Hyperoartia; Petromyzontiformes; Petromyzontidae. Gene Ontology annotation, molecular function: ubiquitin-protein transferase activity. The record is from RefSeq and is a predicted model, not a curated record.
GUUAUUAAGAGUAGUGGGUUUAACACGUCGGCUUUCGCGUCCAAUAUCCAUAAUGCAGAGUUGUGUUGGGUUAGAUCGAACCCAAACAACCUGUAUCAUGAAUAGAGGUUUUGUCGGUUCUUGGAGCCGUGCUUGAUAGUGGACUGUAAUAUUUGUGGUGGCGAGUGUGUUUUAUACUUCAUCAGUGCAUGGUGCGGCUGCUGUUGUUGUACUAUAUAUAUGCUGCUAGGUGUUGUACUGUAGAUUGCAUACCUGUCAAACCAUAUGGUUUACACCUAUUCUUAAAUAGAGUUUCAGGUCCAUACGGCGUACAGCAGUUUCAUGAUGGCUAUUUGAAGGAUUAAUGUUGAGAUUUAUAAGAGCACGGGGUUACCAAUAAGGUCUGAAUUGGGGUUGACAAGGUAUUAGCUUGCCUGUAUAUAUGUUUGAUAUGUCUGUUGGUCCAGUGGUGACACCGUACUUUGUGUGGUGGUUGUUGUGGGUGAAACUACAACUUGGCUGCGUGAGUUGGGACUGUGGUUCCUUGUGCUUGGUGGUAACCAUUAGCACCGUUGCCCAUUAGCUAUUGUAGCGUGAUGUGGUUGUACUGUAGAUUGUGUUGUUGUGGUGUUUGGUGAGGUUGUUGUGUGGCGCCUAUGAUCAAAUAACCCGGAAUGCACCCUGCCUCAUCAGAUAUCGGAAGCUAAGCAGGUUUUGAACCUGGAAUGUUACCUUGUCAGCUCUUGCAUCUCAGCUUCUAACCAUCAACAAACCCGCACUGACCGGCAUAGAGAAUUAAGAUGACAACGCUGCUGGGAGCGAUGUUGGGGCCGGAUGGGCCCAGUACGCGGGAGCUGGUGUUCCUGGGCGUUGGUGUGGCCGUGAGCUUCAUCUCCUGGAGCGUCGCUCGCAGGAAGAGUGCAGCUCUGAGCAAGCUGCAGGAAACUUCACAGAUUCCCCUGGACGAUGGUCUCAUAGGCAGGCUGAAGGAGGCACCUGGGGGCUACUUACCAUAUGUGGUGUUGGAAGGGACGGUGCGCCCCAUUAAGGAGCACCUACAGAGCCAGCUGCGGCCCGACGUGCUGGGCGUCAUGCAGCAGGUGGAGUUCAAGGAGCGGAAGCUCGUCUGGAGCAGCCUCACCCACCACUGGAACAACACGGAGCAUGUGAUCCACACGCGGACAGACAUGGUGCCAUUUGUCCUGGAGGGCACGGGACCACGGGCGGCCAGCGUGCGUGUGCGGAGUCCCCAGGAGGCGAGCGGCCUCUCGCUGGAGCCCGUGGCCGAGUCCUUUCAGCCGUCGACGGGAACGUGGGGCGAGCUGCUGGGGCUUCUCAGCGGGGAGCGGCCCCGCGGGGUGCUGCAGGUUGAGCGCCUGCUACGCGUGGGAGCAACUCUGACGGCUGUGGGGGAGGUGGCGCUGGGUGAGCAUGGGGCCCCUGAGGUGCGCCCUCCGCGGGACGGUGCCGCCUACCUGCUGAGCACGGCGGCGGGCGGCCUGCGGGCCCUGGUGGAGCAGCGUCGCUGGAGCACGGGCAUGUGGAGGUUCGGGGCGGUCACCUGCACGCUGCUCACCCUGGCACUCGCCCUCUGGGUCCUGCGCAGGAUCUACCGCCGAGCACGGGAAGAGAGGCGCUGGGACAAGCUGAGACGCGAGCAGGAGGCCGAGGCGGCCCAGUUGGCCCCCGAAGACGGGGCGGGUGGGACGGAAGAGGGCGGGCGGCUGCCGUGCGUGGUGUGCCUGAGCGCGCCGCGCGGCUGUGUGCUCCUGGACUGCGGCCACGUGUGCUGCUGCUUGCCGUGCUACCGCGUGCUGCCACGCCCCGUGUGCUGCCCCGUGUGCCGCUCGCCCGUGUCCCGCAUCGUGCCUCUCUACCACUCGUAGCGGAGCCCGGUUUGCGGGCUGUGCUCGCACACCAUAUUUGUGGUACCACACCACAGUUACCAAACUGCACUAACGCGGCAUACCAUGGCACCACUGGGACAUCACAGCAACUGUACAUCGCCAUUCUGUACCACACAAUGCUAUCACAUCAUACCACAUCGCCUCACCACACGGUGCUACCACAGCAGACCACCACAAUGCCCUGAAAUCUCAUUUGGGGUUUGACUAAUUCCACUUUGCCUUCAUAGGGUAUAAAUUAUGAUAUUCUGGGAAGUCAACAUUGGCUUAUCUCUGGAUAGAAUUGCUUCGUCAUAGGAACGUGGAAUUGGCUCAGGAAUACGGUUGCUCGUUUGAACACGUAAUUGAAUAAAACUGCUGCUGUCAAAUAAGACCAAAACUUCACAGUUGAGUUUGACAAUGGUCCUAUGUGCACGCAUAUACGUGUAAAAAACAUGGUUAUGUUCAUGGCGAGCGUGGGCUGUUUAUUAACUCCUUCCAACUAAGGUGCAAGCAUUUGUGCAGCAGCUGUCUGUUAUUCCGUACCUUGGUCCAUCCAUGUGGGGGUGGGGGUGGCACAUCAACUCUUGUAAAGAUAAUCCAAUAUUAAGGAAGUUUUAGUAUAAACUUGUGUUGAAAUUUGGGAAUUAUCCUUUUAAAAACCGGCCAAAUUAGUGGAAGUGUUGCCCAAAACUUUGAGACACAACUCGUAGCAAGAGGGACUUUGCAAAUACCCAAAUGCAUUUCGCAUUUAGGGUUAUGGCAAAUGCAUUUUGCCCUGACUGCUACCCGUCAGCUUCCAUAACUGUUAAUUAAAUACUUUCAAAGACAAAUGCAUGUUGGAAAAUAUUAUAGAAUCCAUGCCUAUACUUUAUUUUUCCUUUAUUUUUACAAUUGAGACGAUUUUACGACAGCAAGGAGAUCAUACUCAUGAGUACAUUAAACCCUCUCUAUCCGCGAGGGUUGCGUUCUUGAAAGCACUCUUGCGAAUGCAGAAUUCGCGAAUACAGAAAUCUUCCAAUGGGAACAAUGGGGUUUCCGUUCCUGGUACUAGUGAACAUGGGGGGGGAGGGAUAGUAAAUGUUUAAUAACAAUGACUCCAAUAAAUAAUACAUUAUCUAGAACAAUGAUUUUAAUUGCCUUUGAUGAUGAUUUGACUUAAAUGGAGGUGGUGGUGAAGGUGUUGAAUUGCGGAGGAUGACUCCUGGGGAGAUGCAGGUGUUUGAAAACAUUGCACAGUUAUCAUUUAGCACUCUAAGGAGCAUUAGCCGCAACACUUUGCCCGAUUGUUUUCGCGUUAUUUUUAAUGGACCCGACAGUCGACUCAUCCAUACCAAAAUGUGUAAACGAGUGGACUAAGUACGUAUACAGAAUAAAAAUCACAAUAGCGAGUUCAGAACGGGAUUGCUGCGAGACGGAGGACUAAGUGGGCGGCCGAGGGAGCGUGACUAAUCCUCGCAGUGUCAAAUGUUUAAUUCUGCACGCACCUCCCCGGUGUCGGUGGUCUGGCACGACGUCCACUCGCGAAUACUGGAGUCCGGUGGGUCGCGAAUAGGGAAUUGAUGUGCAUUUAGUAACUCGCGAAUAUGCAAAAACUCGCGAAUUCAGAACUCGCGCAUAACGAGGGUUUAUACUGGUCUGAAAUUACCUCACUUUCGCGAUGGACUUAGGUUUGCACCAAUGAGAGGAAGUGGGGGUGCAGGAGACAAGGUGGACAAUCAUGUAUGCAGCACAAAUCGCAAUCCCGCCCACGAACCCACUACAUUUUAGACACCUGUCUGCAAGAUAAGCAUGCAAAUUGGAGUUAUAAAAUCCUCAUUGGACGUUUAUGAAUCUCCGUGGGUGUUUGUGCAAGUAGCAGUUAAUGUGAUGUGCUAUGAACCUGGCAACCCGAGUUCGAUUCCCCUUCACAGUCAACAUCAGUGUCGAAUAUCUGAACCGGUCCUAGGCCUCCCCUAGGUCGACUCGGCUUCAAAUGAGUACCUGGUGUGGUGGGUAAGCACCGCUACUCUGGGACAAAGGCGGUCAAAGGCGGGUUGCUGGACACCCAGUGGCGGAGCUAGGAUUUUCAGGUAGGGGGGGGCAACCCCUCCAGCAAUGAAAAAUGAUAGAGGAGUUGUUAGUAAGUAAGGACUUGUCCCUUGCUUUUUAUGCGACACGUGUGGGGCGAUGGCGUAGCCAUCGAUCGAGGGUCGAAUUCGAACCAUGUGAUCGGCAUCGCGCUCGCUGAAGGUGUUUGCCUUCAGGGAAGUCUUGUACUGUAUACGCAACUGCGUACAAUUCUGAGUCACUUAUAACUGCUUUUCCAUUACUUAUUGCCAAUUAUGGACUCAGACUAUUGUCAUAUCAUCUCAGAGUCCCUGGCACAUAAUAAUAUGGUACACAGUGGCACUGGGGGUUGCAAAAUGCCGAUUUAUUACUAAUAAAUCCCAAUGAUCCGAUCGAAAUCCCUAAUUUAGAUCGGAUCAUUGGGGGGGCAUGUGCCACCCCACCUCCCACUGGCUCCGCCAGUGUGGACACCCACCCCCUCGUGUACCGUGCCGGACUUCAUAGGUGCUCGCCAACCACUUUCCCCAAAAGAUCUGCCUGUGGCUCGCCAUGUAUACAUUUGGUCUUGCGGUUGUGGAAGAGGAGUGUGCCAGGCUUCCUUCCGUAGGGCAUCGAUGGCAGCACUGCAUGUACACGUAAGCCCAUAUUGUAUUAAUCCACUGCUGGAUGAGGCCACCCCGUGCCGUACAGGGAAUUGUAGGGUGGAGGAUUUUCCAUGGCAUCUGUCGGACGAGCAAUCCUUUCAUGCACAUUUCUUACGAAGCAGCAGUGAAGGAUCGCUGGAAUGAGGUCACAGGGCAAACCAGGGUUUUAUUUUUUUUUAUUAAUGCCCACUGGUCAGGACAAAUCAUCUCCUGUGACGAUUUGGAAGGAUCUUCCUCAAAAAAAUGUCAUGAAACUCAGUGAAGCCUCUCCUGGGUAAAUUGGUAUAAUAAUUAAAGGCAUCUUCUUGGUUCUUUCAGUAAAGUCACGUAGAAGGGAAGUAAUAAAAUAAUAAAAAUAAAAUAUAAUAAAAUCAUUCUCACGACGUUUCGGCCACAACGCAAGCAGCCGUCCUCAGGUGAAGAACAGGUCUGUCAGACAGCGUCUGAAUGAACACCACCAGGCUUGGCAGUGUAUAUUUAAGCUGGGUUGGAAGGGGAAGCGUGCCCCGACAAAGGAAUUCGCAUAUCAAGAGGAAUCUAGCAUAUCCAUGGGAAAUGCAGGUAUGCGACCAGUACCACUUAUGCCCGUGCAUUAUGCAGGAAUAGCAGCAUCAAAGGGAGGGGAUAGGGGUAGCUUUAAUAAAGGGAAGGAGUGUUAAUAGUGAAGUACCGGUGAGGACGCUUGACACCGAGGUGGAGGCACACGUGUAUUUAUUUUACAGUACAACAGUGGGCAUAUAACACUCGAGGGGGUAUCGGCCCCCUCACCCGUAUAACUGGGAAUACACCCCUAGCUAUCCCUGUCCUACCCCCGAGUCCUCCACUAACGGGCUAGGGGAGGCUAUCUGGCCCGACACUGGUAAGUCGGGCCCGGUACCCGGAGUCCCAGACCAGCUCUUACAAGAGCACCGGCUCUGGCUUUCGGGACCACGCCGCUGGCUCAGUCCUGUUCGGCCCUGAUAAGGACAUCGAACUAGGGGAGUCCAGGGCUCUAUCUAAGACGUCUUCAGUCUUCUCUGGUUAGCUUUUAACUCUACCCCCGAGCCCUUUGAUACAUCCCCUUUUAUACCCAACCCCUCCCUGAGGGGUGGGGCCCCGGGGGAUCCUAACGUUCGAACCA